Molecule: messenger RNA, 2000 nt
Organism: Abrus precatorius (Indian licorice)
Lineage: Eukaryota; Viridiplantae; Streptophyta; Magnoliopsida; Fabales; Fabaceae
Product: O-fucosyltransferase 15-like
Exons: 10
Coding region: 147-1919 (590 amino acids)
Source: RefSeq, a predicted model, not a curated record
GUAAUAGAAACUAUGGGGAUUCCUUGCUCCCAAGUCCUAAGCUGCUCAAAUGGGAAUUGGAUAGGGAUUCAGAUUUGUCUUGGGACCAAUCACAUUACAUUCCAUUCCAUUUUCUUCUUCUAACGGAUCUGACCCGAACCCGAAUAAUGGUUUCCGCUUCCGAUUUAGACGUGGUUCCGGAUCGGUGCCGCUCCUGCUCCCCUUCUUCCCGGACUCCGAGGCUGGGCCCGAGCCGCCUCUCCAGCUCCCGUAGAUCCCACCCUUCUUCGUGGUAUCGAAGGAAACGAACGAAACUGCUUCUGACGCUUCUUGCGUUGCUUGCUUCCUUUUUCUUCGUCAAUUGGUUCAUGCUUCUCCGCUUACCACACCAACACGAUGCUCCCCAUCCUGUUCCCAAACCUCGACUCCGUUCCUCCGUUUCGCUUCCCCUUCAUGGGAAAUGGAACAAAGUUGGAAAUAGGAAGAAAUCACAGAAGGGGAAUUAUGUAAGGAUGUUGGCAUUGGCUGCUCAUGCCUUAGCAGAGAAUAAGCGUGAACCAAAAGAUUUGUGGCAGGAACCCUUCGUCCCUGCUUCUGCUUGGAGGCCUUGUGCUGAUCAGCGCAAUUGGGAACCUAAUGAGGGAAAAAAUGGAUACAUUUUGAUUACUGCUAAUGGUGGGAUCAAUCAACAAAGAGUAGCGGUUUGUAAUGCUGUUGUUGUGGCCCGGUUGCUCAAUUCAACUCUGGUUAUCCCCAGAUUUAUGUACAGUAGUGUAUGGAGAGAUGUGAGUCAAUUCAGCGAUAUCUAUCAGGAGCAGCAUUUUAUUAACUACUUGACUCCUGAUAUUCGGAUAGUGAGGGAGCUUCCUAAGGACCUACAAUCUUUGGACUUGGAGGCAAUUGGUAGUGUUGUAACAGAUGUUGACAUGGGGAAGGAGGCCAAGCCAAGUUUUUACUUGAAACACAUACUACCUAUUAUACUUAAAAAUCAAGUUGUUCACUUUGUUGGAUUUGGGAAUCGCCUGGCAUUUGAUCCAAUACCAUUUGAGCUGCAGAGACUUCGUUGCAGAUGUAAUUUUCAUGCCCUGCAAUUUGUUCCCAGAAUUCAAGAAACUGGUGCUUUGCUUCUUAAAAGGUUGCGUGAACAUUCCGAUUUUAUUGGACCACUGGACCAUUAUCUUACUGGUCCAUUUGCAGAAUCAAUCAAGGAGAAGAGUGGAAAUAAUACCAAGAAAGCAUCCAAAUACCUGGCUUUGCAUCUCAGAUUUGAAAUUGAUAUGGUAUCUCAUUCUUUGUGUGAAUUUGGGGGAGGUGAAGAAGAGAGGAAAGAAUUGGAAGCAUACCGUGAAAUCCAUUUUCCUGCAUUGGUGCUGCUGAAGAAGACUACAAAGUUACCUUCUCCUUCAGAGCUCAGGUCUGAAGGCCUAUGUCCUUUGACACCUGAAGAAGCCAUCCUUAUGCUUGCUGCCCUUGGUUUUAACCGCAAAACACACAUAUUUGUAGCUGGUUCUAAUUUGUAUGGAGGUCGCUCAAGGUUGGUUGCUUUGACCAGCUUGUACCCUAAAUUAGUCACCAAAGAGAACUUGCUUUCUCCGGCUGAACUUGAACCAUUCGCUAAUUAUUCAUCUCAGUUAGCAGCGCUGGACUUCAUAGGUUGCACUGCUUCAGAUGCAUUUGCCAUGACCGAUUCAGGAAGUCAGCUAUCAUCUUUGGUGUCUGGGUAUCGAAUAUAUUAUGGUGGCGGAAAAAUGCCAACAAUACGUCCAAAUAAACGUAGGCUAGCUAGUAUAUUCAUGAAGAAUUCUACCAUUGAAUGGCGUGUUUUUGAACAGAGAGUUAGAAAAGCAGUUAGGCAAACUAAACAUGUACAGACAAGGCCUAAGGCAAGAAGUGUUUACAGGUAUCCUAGGUGUAAAGCAUGUAUGUGCAGGACAGAUUGAUUUAUUUAUGUAAGCGCGACUGUAAUUGUCUGUUGUAAUUUUUAACAUUGUUGUUCAUUAUUCCAAUUCAAUUUUUUUCCU